Molecule: messenger RNA, 1869 nt
Organism: Galeopterus variegatus (Sunda flying lemur)
Lineage: Eukaryota; Metazoa; Chordata; Mammalia; Dermoptera; Cynocephalidae
Gene: KIF2C
Product: kinesin family member 2C
Exons: 17
Coding region: 1-1755 (584 amino acids)
Biological process (GO): microtubule-based movement
Molecular function (GO): ATP binding; microtubule motor activity; microtubule binding
Source: RefSeq, a predicted model, not a curated record
AUGGACGCGUCGCUUCAGGCCUGCCUGUUUCCCGGUCUCGUUAUCAAGAUCCAACGCAGUAAUGGCUUAAUUCACAGUGCCAACGUAAGCACUGUGAACUUGGAGAAAUCCUGCGUUUCAGUGGAAUGGAUAGAAGGAGGUGCCACAAAAGGUAAAGAGGUUGAUUUUGAUGAUGUGGCUGCAAUAAACCCAGAGCUCUUACAGCUACUUCCCUUACACCCAAAAGACAAUCUGCCCCUGCAGGAAAAUGUAACAGUCCAGGUAGGUGCCUGUCAUUUGGCUGCAGCCAGUGCCACAGAGGAUUCACUUUGCUUGUUGGCUCUUUACCAAGCAGGGACUGUCUCACCUCUUUAUGGUCUUGAGGAAAAAGCCACAGAGACUGAAGAACACAGGAUAUGUGUCUGUGUUAGAAAACGUCCACUGAAUAAACAAGAACUGGCCAAGAAAGAAACUGAUGUGAUUUCCAUUCCUAGCAAGUGUCUUCUCUUGGUACAUGAACCCAAAUUAAAAGUGGACUUAACAAAGUAUCUGGAGAACCAAGUGUUCUGCUUUGACUUUGCAUUUGAUGAAACAGCUUCAAAUGAAGUCGUUUACAGGUUCACUGCAAGGCCACUGGUACAGACAAUCUUCGAAGGUGGGAAGGCAACUUGUUUUGCAUAUGGCCAGACAGGAAGUGGCAAGACACAUACUAUGGGCGGAGACCUCUCUGGGAAAGCCCAGAAUGCAUCCAAAGGGAUCUAUGCCAUGGCCUCCCAGGAUGUCUUUCUCCUGAAGAAGCAGCCCCGCUACCGGAAUCUGGGCCUGGAAGUCUAUGUUACGUUCUUUGAGAUCUACAAUGGGAAGCUGUUCGACUUGCUCAACAAGAAGGCCAAGCUGCGUGUGCUGGAGGACGGCAAGCAACAGGUGCAGGUGGUGGGGCUGCAGGAACACCUGGUAAACUCUGCUGAUGAUGUCAUCAAGAUGAUCGACAUGGGCAGCGCCUGCAGGACUUCUGGGCAGACGUUUGCCAACUCCAACUCUUCCCGCUCCCACGCCUGCUUCCAGAUUCUUCUUCGAGCCAAAGGGAGAAUGCAUGGCAAGUUCUCUUUGGUGGACCUGGCAGGGAACGAGCGAGGUGCAGACACUUCCAGUGCUGACCGGCAGACCCGUAUGGAGGGUGCAGAAAUCAACAAGAGUCUCCUGGCCCUGAAGGAGUGCAUCAGGGCUCUGGGCCAGAACAAGGCCCACACCCCAUUCCGUGAGAGCAAGCUGACACAGGUGCUGAGGGACUCCUUUAUUGGGGAGAACUCAAGGACUUGCAUGAUUGCCAUGAUCUCGCCAGGCAUAAGCUCCUGUGAAUACACUUUAAACACACUAAGAUAUGCGGACAGGGUCAAGGAGCUGAGUCCCCAUAGUGGGCCCAGUGGAGAGCAGCCAAUUCAAAUGGAAACAGAAGAGAUGGAAGCCAGCUCUAAUGGGGCCCUGAUCACAGGCAAUUUCUCCAAGGAAGAGGAGGAACUGUCUUCCCAGAUGUCCAGCUUUAACGAAGCCAUGACCCAGAUCAGGGAGCUGGAGGAAAGGGCCAUGGAAGAGCUCAAGGAGAUCAUCCAGCCAGACUAUGACCUAGAGACCUUUGUGAACAAGGCAGAAUCUGCCCUGGCUCAGCAAGCCAAGCACUUCUCAACCUUGCAAGAUGUCAUCAAGGCCUUGCGCCUGGCCAUGCAGCUGGAAGAGCAGGCUAGCAAACAAAUAAGCAGCAAGAAAUGGCCCCAGUGACAACUGCAAAUAAAGAUCUGUUCGGUUUCACACCCAGCCUCUUACCCUCCCCCAGUGAACUUUGGACAUCUGGAAGGUCUGUUCAGGGUCUGAGCUGGGAUAGGCUUUGAUAAA